AAAUAAACAAAGUAUUGAAGGUAUCAGCCUGGUAGUCAAAAGCAAACAAUAUGAACCUUAUUUAAUAAUUUCGAUAUACUUCAACUGUUCAAUUAUAUAGUAAUCACAGGGUCCAUAAAAUACAAACGAGGAACUUGAACAAUGUCACUUGCAGAAGAACUGAGUUCUUUGAAGAUAAAUUUGGCUCAGACUAGGGAGAAGUUUGUCAAAGACUGGACAAUAGAUCAGUAUGAGCAGCUGAGGAGCCGACAGGCAAAACUUCAUAGAGCUAACUGCACAAAAUAUAAUGAUACUUUACUACAGCAUCAAGAAAGUAUAGAAAACCUGAGAAAAAACACUUGUUUAAAUGAAAAAGCACUACAAGAGAAAACUGUUAAGCUAGCAUUCCUUAAACAAGAAUUGGAACAGUUAUGCAAAGAAAAUGAUAAAGUUGAAAAUUACAAUGAAACAGUUUCUAUGGAAAUACAACAAGCACAACAAACCAUAACUUACAACCAAGAAGCUCUGAAAACCACAUCAACAGACUUGGACCAAGAACAUGCAGAUUUACAGUCACAGGCUGAUAUUUAUACACAAAGUCUAGAUAUGCAGAUGAAAAAGACGCCAGGUGGAAGAAUACAGUUUAUAUUUAGCUCACUUAACAGAAAAAAUCCUGACUUGACUUGUUACUUCUUUACAAAACUGUCACAGGAAGACAGAAAAUAUAUAGUUUCAGAUUGUGAACCAUCAGUGCCAGAUUUAGAUCAACUUGUUGACAAAUUGAACCAGACAAAUAACUUAAGAUCAUUUGUUGUUGCAAUGAGAAAAAGAUUUAAGCAAAGACUUGCAUCAAGAUAAUAAAUAUUUGUUUUUACUAUAAUCUAACAUGUUUUAUGGCCUGCAUACAAUAGUAGUGUUGAUAACAGACAAACCUCAGAUGAGAUUGGGGUACAAUGUCGUGUUGAUAACAGACAUACCUCAGAUGAUGUUGGGGUAUAAUGUCAGUCUCAAUAAAAAAAUUAUUUGUUUAAUGCAUUUUUUAACUUUUGAAAGUUUAAUUGGGUUGAUUUGCAAUAAUGAUUUACUUUUAUUUAUUGGAAGAUUUGGAAGGAAAGAAACCAGACUGGACUGGAUCAGAAUGCAAUUGAAUGUGAAAGUUGAAUACAAUCAUCUCCCUGAAACUAUACCUUCAUAAUUUUAUUGAUAGACAUUAGUUAACAUUAGAUGUGUACUCUGCUCUCUUGUUUUUAUGAAAUAAAUUUGUUUUUUAAUAUCAA
Messenger RNA from Mytilus trossulus (common blue mussel), 1256 nucleotides. Its product is annotated as kinetochore protein Spc25-like. Lineage: Eukaryota; Metazoa; Mollusca; Bivalvia; Mytilida; Mytilidae. The transcript is spliced from 7 exons. The record is from RefSeq and is a predicted model, not a curated record. Gene Ontology annotation, biological process: chromosome segregation. Gene Ontology annotation, cellular component: Ndc80 complex. The coding region runs from base 142 to 837 and encodes 231 amino acids.